Molecule: messenger RNA, 459 nt
Organism: Ceraceosorus bombacis
Lineage: Eukaryota; Fungi; Basidiomycota; Exobasidiomycetes; Ceraceosorales; Ceraceosoraceae
Source: the annotation of a GenBank genome assembly
AUGCUCGUUCGUGAUUUCUCGGGCACCGGGAGCUCGGCUCCCAAGGUAGCUUUGCUGCACUAUCACAUCGUCAAGAAGCCUCAGCAUCUAUCAGCCUUAUCGAGGCUUUCGACCAAAUCGGCAUCAGCAGCAAACGUCUCGACGAGCCUCUGCGAUGGACGCGUCUUGCAGGUUUUGCGCCAAGAACCCAACGAGGUACACAACAAGCUGAACCUGAUGAUCGUCGACCUGGAUGCUCAUCGUCUCGAUGGCUCCUGGAAGCCAUCCAAGCAUGCUUUUGAGAACGUCAGGGUUUGGCACCUCGAACAGCGUCAGCCAUUCGCUGAAGAUACGCUGGUCGAUGCAUACAUUGACUCGUGCGGCGUGUACACCAACAGCAAGCUGAUGGGCGUCGAGUACAUCGAGAUUGGACUAGCAGCAAAAGCCAGUUUGGAAGCCGAUUGUGCAUCGGUUGGGUGA